Molecule: messenger RNA, 1016 nt
Organism: Aplosporella prunicola CBS 121167
Lineage: Eukaryota; Fungi; Ascomycota; Dothideomycetes; Botryosphaeriales; Aplosporellaceae
Exons: 3
Coding region: 56-784 (242 amino acids)
Biological process (GO): endoplasmic reticulum to Golgi vesicle-mediated transport; vesicle fusion
Cellular component (GO): SNARE complex; late endosome membrane; ER to Golgi transport vesicle membrane
Molecular function (GO): SNAP receptor activity; SNARE binding
Source: RefSeq, a predicted model, not a curated record
UCGCAACGCAACAACCUGCCACUGCAAAAGUUGCGGACUAGGUAAUCGCGCAAACAUGAACUCUCUCUUCAACUCCGCCCUGCGGCAAUCCACGUCAAUACGCAAAGACCUCGAUGCCUUCGCCGAAAGCAGCUCUCUUUCGCCUGCCCUCCUAGGGCAGAUCAACGCGUCCCUGACGUCGUUCAGCCGCACCAUCGACGACUACAACCGUCUCGCGAAGCAGGAGAUGGUCGCUGCUAAGCAGGAAAAGGCAUAUGAGCGCAUCAAGAACUUCCGCGGCGAGCUCACCGAUUACCGCGAGCAGUUCACGAAGCUCAAGCAGGAGAAUGACGAGCGGCAAUCGGUACAAACGCGCGCAGAGCUCCUCGGCCGCCGGCCCCACCACACCAGCACCCCGGAAAACCCAUAUGCUGCUACCAGUGCGGCGCAAAACUCACCCUGGCGGCCUUCCUCCGGCGCAGGGCCCUCAUCGCUCGGCGCUGGACCUGGCGACUACACGCGCGAGGCGCACGCGUUCCGCGAGCAGUCAUUCAUGUCGAGCACGAAUGCGCAGUUGGACGAGUUUCUGGAGCGCGGACGUGCCGUGCUGGGCGACUUGGGGGACCAGCGCGAGAUGCUCAAGGGGACGCAGCGGAAGCUGUACAGCGUAGCGAAUACGUUGGGAGUGUCGGGCGAUACGAUUCGCAUGGUGGAGAGGCGCGCGAAGCAGGAUAAGUGGAUAUUUUGGGGAGGGGUGGUUGUGUUUUUUGUCUUUUGCUAUUUGAUGCUGAAGUGGUUGAGGUGAAGAGGGUAGGGCCAUGGGGAGGAGUGGAGAAAUGGCAGUUUUUACUUCUUCGCGGUUGCGGGUCUGCUCUUAGCGCGGCGUCAGGGUUGGCUUGGGCUUGGACUUUUGGGAUCUGGGAUAGCGAGGGCCUAUAACAUAGUAGAGUUUGUCGAUCGAAUGAUGGGCUCGAACAAUGGGCGCUGGCUGCAGACUACUGCCAUAUACCUUAGGCUAAGCAAGUUUGAUCUCUACC